AUGGUCGACAAAGACAGCGAUAACGAACCUAACAAUAUACCAUAUGAAUCGGAACAAGUGUCUAAUGAAGAGAAUGGAAAAUUGAAUACUGAUUUGCAAGAAAAUACAGCUGGAUCAAACAGCGCAGUCGCUAGUCUUGAAGAAGGUAAGAAUAACGACCAAAUCGCCUUAGAUUAUACACAAAAUGACACAUCGAAUCAGCAUCAACUUGAUGCUAAUGGGCAUCAAAAAGAGGAUAAUUCUUUUGAAGCGAACACAAACGAUGAACAAGUUAAUGGUGGAAUGUCCGAUCAUGAUGAAAAUAAAGAUGCAGCGUCAGGAAAAUCAAUGGAUGGAAUAUUGAGCGUAUCAGAGAAUAAAAUAGAUGGAUAUGAACCAGAUAUACUGGAACAAGAAUCGAAUUCAAGCUUGCACAGCUUGAUGACUGCUUGUCAACAGGGAGAUCUAACUAAAGUUAGUGAGUUAAUUUCUAGUGGGGAAGUCAAAGCGAACGAUACGUUUAGUGAUGGCAUUACUGCUUUGCAUUGGGCGGCUAUAAACAAUAGAUUGACUAUAGUUAAAUACUUAAUUGAGAAUGACCACUCUAAAGCGGACCCGAAUUUAUUAGGCGGUGAAUUAAAGGCAUCACCAUUACAUUGGGCAUGCCGUAAUGGGUUAGUGUACAUUGUUGAUUAUUUCAUUGUCCAUACAGAUGCAGAUCCUACAUUGAGGGAUUCUCAGUCAUAUAAUGCAUUGCAUUUAGCAGUCCAUAGUUCAAACAUUACAUUAGUUAUUUACCUCUUGCUCAGCUGCUGUGGAUCUACAUCUACAUCUAAACAGAUAUACGUGGAUGAACCGGACAAUUGUGACCGUACAAGUUUGCACUGGGCUGCUUAUCAAGGAGACUUAUUAACUAUUAAUGCAUUAUUGAAAUUUGGUGCUGAUGUUUCUAAGAUUGACAAAAAUUUAUUUAUUCCGUUGCACUGGGCAUUCAUGAAAGGUUACAAGACAGUCUUGAAAGUUUUAGUAGGCGCAGGAUCUAAUAUAUUUGCAAAGAAUGACCAGGGUAAGGAUUCUUUUGAAGUUGCAAAAGAUAUGAAUUGUUAUGAUACGUGGAUAAAAGUGUUGAAAGAAUGUGGUAGGAAUCCAAAAAAUCAUUGGGAAAUGAAAACUAUCUAUUUAAACCCAAGAAUCGGCAAAUUAAUAACGUUCUUCACCCCAUAUAUUAUUUUACCGCUCAUGUUCAAGAUAUGUUCUUUUUACGAAGGGUUUGUUGUUCCUAAAUUAUUUUUUUCCCUGUCCUUAUUUGCUGGGUCAAUUUAUAUUUUACAAAAGUUUGUCAUACCAACUUACUUGGUAGAAGAGAAAGCAGUUCCAAAAUCUCCGCUAUUAGCAGGGAUUUUUUCAGGUACAGCAUUUUGGUGUAUUGUAACAUGGGCUUUCAAUAUCGUGCCUACUUUAUUCUCCAAGAAGUUUAUUUCCAACAUUGUUUUGACUGGUUUGAUAUACUUAUUUGUUUGGUCUUUCUUUAAAGCAAUGUUUAUUAAUCCAGGCUAUGUUCCUAUUCCUAGUGAUAAUAGCGUCACCCUUGAUCAAGUGAAGGAUUUGAUCAAGGUUGGGAAAUUUGAUACUGAUAAUUUCUGCGUCAACACCUUUGUUCGUAAACCUUUAAGAUCAAAAUACUCCAGGUUUAAUAAAAAAUUGAUUGCCAGGUUUGAUCAUUAUUGCCCAUGGGUAUAUAAUGAUAUAGGGGUCAGAAAUCACAAGUUAUUUGUGGUAUUUAUUUACUCUUUGAACUUCGCAGUUCUUCUUUAUACACAUUUAUCUAUCAAGCUAUUCAGAAAUACAGAAAAAAGCAGUGGAUAUGAUAGCGAUGAUGAAUCUCAGAAGUGCUGGUUAUUAUCAGAUGAAUUAUGUGUGGGUUAUAGAUUUCAUCACUUUCAAUUUAACUUAAUGGUUUGGUGUUUAAUUCAGUAUAUUUGGAUAGCGUUCCUUUGUUUAGUUCAAACCUUUCAAAUUUUAAAAGGUUUGACAACUUGGGAAUUCAGCUCAUUGAAUAAUAGACUACAGACUCAUAAUGGUUACAACCAUUCUACUUUACCAAAAGACUUUGCUUUAACGUCAUCCAAUGCCAAUAGAUAUAACUCUCCUAAACAAAAUAAUGGCUUUAGUAUAUGCUUGAAAUUAGUUGGUUUAGACCAAGUAGUAUUAGCUAUUAAGUUGGGAGUUAAAUCAAUUUUCUCGCAUACUUCAAGUGUGGAAACUUACGAUCCACUCAAUGAAUUUGAAAUUCCAACGGACUAUGGAUUUAGAACAAAUUGGUUAGACUUUUGGUUCAUCGGUGAAAUAGAAUGGAGAAACAUAUUUUAUUUACCAAUCGAGGGAGAGAAUAAUUUAAAUCGUACUGUCGUUGAUUACUACAAGUUAUAUGAAUACCCUCCAAAACUAGCAGACGUGGAUGCUUGA
This is a messenger RNA of Debaryomyces fabryi, 2445 nucleotides long. It is a transcript of the gene AKR1, whose product is annotated as palmitoyltransferase. The coding region runs from base 1 to 2445 and encodes 814 amino acids. NCBI's taxonomy places the organism in Eukaryota, Fungi, Ascomycota, Pichiomycetes, Serinales, Debaryomycetaceae. Gene Ontology annotation, cellular component: Golgi membrane. Gene Ontology annotation, molecular function: palmitoyltransferase activity; protein binding. The record is from RefSeq and is a predicted model, not a curated record. The transcript has a single exon. Gene Ontology annotation, biological process: protein palmitoylation.